UAAAACAUCACCGCAUCACAAAUUACUUACUCAUUCGCACUUGUUCGAUCUGCAUCUUUCAUCUUCUUUCAAAUUCCAAUUUCCAAAUUUCCAAACAAAAAUGGCACCAAAAGGAGAGAAGAAACCAGCUGAGAAGAAACCUGUAGAGGAGAAGAAAUCCACAAUAGCCGAGAAGACUCCCGCCGAGAAGAAGCCAAAGGCCGGAAAGAAGCUACCUAAGGACGGUGGCGCCGCUGCCGGAGACAAGAAGAAGAAGAGAAACAAGAAGAAUGUGGAAACCUACAAGAUCUACAUCUUCAAGGUUCUGAAACAAGUUCACCCUGACAUUGGUAUCUCAAGCAAGGCCAUGGGUAUAAUGAACAGUUUCAUCAACGAUAUCUUUGAGAAGCUUGCUGCUGAAUCUUCGAGACUUGCGAGGUAUAACAAGAAGCCAACGAUAACUUCGAGGGAGAUUCAGACUGCGGUUAGGCUUGUUCUUCCUGGAGAAUUGGCCAAGCAUGCUGUAUCUGAGGGUACCAAAGCUGUAACCAAGUUCACUAGCGCUUAGAGAUUUUACAGUGUAGUUGUUGUUUAGAGGAUUCAUGUUUAACUUGUAAGGUGAUGUAAUGUGAUCCGGUGGAUCUUUUGUGUAUUCAAAGAAUAGUGGAAUUGACUAUAUUUGGUGUUCA
Molecule: messenger RNA, 668 nt
Organism: Lathyrus oleraceus (garden pea)
Lineage: Eukaryota; Viridiplantae; Streptophyta; Magnoliopsida; Fabales; Fabaceae
Product: probable histone H2B.1
Exons: 1
Coding region: 101-547 (148 amino acids)
Cellular component (GO): nucleosome
Molecular function (GO): protein heterodimerization activity; DNA binding; structural constituent of chromatin
Source: RefSeq, a predicted model, not a curated record